GAGUCAGGGAACCAGUCUACGAGCACCACAGUUCUAGUUACAAUUUGCAAAGUUUGUUUGUGCUGACAGUGCUGGAGAGUGUAGUUUUAUUUCGUUUAUUUGGAGCAUGAUGAUGGAGGGAGUGGCAUUAGGUCAAGUUGAAAGAAAUAUGCUUUUAACCAAGGAGACUGAUGGUCACUGAUGCCUAUAGGAUAUACAUGUACUACUCAGUCUCCUGCGUGCCAUAGCUACUGUAAAUGUUGAAGGCUGUGAAAACAACCAGAAUGUCAGUACACGUGACCUUCCAAGUGUCAGUUGAAACCACAUCAUGCGAUAUUGUAUGCGUGACUGGUUCAGUUAAAGAGCUUGGAGAGUGGGCACCUCCUCUUGCUUUUAGACUUUCUAGGAAGGAGGACAGUGAUUUAUGGACCGGUACACUAGAUCUGAUCGACUGUCCAAGUGUAGAGUAUCGCUACAUGAUAGCGUCAUUUGGUGAAGUAGAAAGUGAAGUUAUUGUGAAAAGAUGGGAAACAAACAUUAAACCAAGACAUCUCAUAGUGUCAGCCGGUUGCCAAAGUGAGGUGGCCACGUUUGGUGAAUACAAUGAUAGAGAGAGCAUUGGGUAUGGAUGGCUUAUCAGUCACUCUGAGAUCCGACUAACUCUCAAGAACAACCCAAUUAAGAUGUGGAAGAAGAAAUAUCAGAGGAUGAAGUAUCAGGUUAAAGUCACACAAAUCGACCUGCGGCACAAAGACAGCUCCUCUAGUAACUUACUCGAUACAGAGGAUGAUGAGGAACAAGUAGAUAGUGGCACUGGUGGAACUUUACCAAGCAUCACUGACCAGCAGACAGAGAUUGCAGUGCUCACGUGUCCUGAUGACUAUGAAUUUCGGGAACAAAAUCAAUUUGGACAUGUCUACAAUGAUGAUGACAUCAUUGUAUUCCGAUGUACCACAUUUCAUCUACUCUUUACGGCACUUCAGGUUGAUUUCUACUCGUGCAGUGAUGAGGAUACGGAGUCUGUUCCGGAGUUCAAAGGCUUUGCAUACAUCCUGCCUGUGAACAUGCGUCACCUGAAUGGUUGUAGAUUCAUUCCCAUCACUGGACUUAGACACUCUAAUAUUGGCCAACUAGAAGUGGAGUACCUCGUCAUUAAACCGACAGAAGGGAUCACUUUCAACAUGGAGGUCUCUUAUAACCAGUACUGGAAGCGGCGUUGGCGCCCUCUAGAUGUUGGUCACCGGGGCAUGGGUUCCUACUACAAUAAGAAGCGGAUUGCUGUGGCCAGGGAGAAUACGAUUGCAUCGUUGAACUAUGCAGGGAAACAUGGAGCUGACUUUGUAGAAUUUGAUGUGCAAUUGUCCAAAGACAUGGUGCCUGUUAUCUACCAUGACUUUUCUGUUUUCAUCUCCAUGAUGCGAAGAAGCACAAAGAAAGAGAUGCUGGAUGAACUGUAUGAGAUUCCUGUCAAAGACCUUAGUGUUUAUCGACUGCAGCGGCUCAAGAUGAGAAAUGCACAGGAUCAACAGGUUCUGGAUGUUGAUGAAACUGAUGUUGAGGCUUUGGUGAGACGGAGCUCAAGCGCAACAACGAUAGAUGACUGGCAGCCCUUUCCCACCCUCGAGGAGGCACUGAAUCGCGUCAACUCACACGUCGGUUUUAACGUUGAGGUCAAGUACCCGAUGCGGAACAUGGAUGGCACGACUGAGCUAGAUUCAGUCUAUUUCGAGAAAAACGAGUUUGUCGACAGGAUCGUGACGGUCGUGUUCACCCACGCUGCUAACCGUAGGAUCGUCUUCUCAUCAUUUGAUCCGGACACCUGCAUCAUGUUGCAGCUGAAGCAGAAUAAGUAUCCCGUGAUGCUAUUGUCGCAGGGAGCGCACGGAAACCAUGUUGGCUAUGAAGAUGUUCGCGCGCGAAGCCCUGAAGUCUGCAUCCGACUGGUCAAGUGCGAAAAGCUACUGGGUGUGUGCAUGUAUGCUGGUGACAUAAUAAGGUUGCCACAACUGGUUACGCUGUCCAAGAAUCUAGGCUUGGUCAUGUUUACUUGGGGAGUAGAGGAGAAUGAGGAGAUACUCAAUGUCAAGAAGCUCGGUGUGGAUGCCGUCAUAUUUGAUAGGAUCAAUGAGUAUCACACCGGUGUGUCGCAAGAGAAUAUCUUCUUCGCUGAGGAGAAGAAUCGCAUGCAGAGUAAGCUGCAGGAACGUGGCCAGUUAAGACGAUGCUCUGUCAUAACCACGUUGGCGGACGGCACUGUGACCGUAACACCAUCUGCAGUAGGCGUCGAAGGAGCUACAAUGCAGCCAAUGCCACCGCCUGAGAAGAGAUUCAGUUCGGCAUCUCCAGCGACCGCUUGUGUAGGUGAAAGUAGUAGGGUUAAUGAGGCGACGCCAGCCAGUGUAAAUGAUAGUGAGGUGCAUCCAUUUGCCAUUGCAAAAGAUUAACUUGGGGAUGUUGUAUCGUCGGUUUCUGGCAUACAAAGAAAAUAAGAGUGGGACAAUGAAUAA
Priapulus caudatus is the source of this 2486-nucleotide messenger RNA. Its product is annotated as glycerophosphocholine phosphodiesterase GPCPD1-like. The record is from RefSeq and is a predicted model, not a curated record. Gene Ontology annotation, molecular function: glycerophosphocholine phosphodiesterase activity; starch binding. Gene Ontology annotation, biological process: glycerophospholipid catabolic process. The transcript has 17 exons. The coding region runs from base 237 to 2423 and encodes 728 amino acids. Lineage: Eukaryota; Metazoa; Priapulida; Priapulimorpha; Priapulimorphida; Priapulidae.